Molecule: messenger RNA, 2242 nt
Organism: Anguilla anguilla (European eel)
Lineage: Eukaryota; Metazoa; Chordata; Actinopteri; Anguilliformes; Anguillidae
Gene: ucn3l
Product: urocortin 3, like
Exons: 2
Coding region: 435-878 (147 amino acids)
Biological process (GO): cellular response to nutrient levels; adenylate cyclase-activating G protein-coupled receptor signaling pathway; hormone-mediated signaling pathway
Cellular component (GO): extracellular region
Molecular function (GO): corticotropin-releasing hormone receptor 2 binding; hormone activity
Source: RefSeq, a predicted model, not a curated record
GAGGUGCUUAAUGUCAGGGAAUUCUGCUGGUUGAUAUUUUCGUUUCUCUCAUAAACAAAGGUCUGAAAGAGCGAAUGAAAAAUUUGACGGGUAGGCAGUGCCGCAUAGUUCACUCGCGAAUGCACGUAGAGCCAACCCACAUCUGACUCUGAGUGCGGAAGAACAAAAAUGUCAAACCUGUGACGUAAGACCGCGUUUACGAUUGCAGUUCGACGGGACCCUUGUAAAUGAAUUCCAUUCGUAAGGAAUUACGGUGUAAACUCGUGAUCAGACUGGUUAUAUAGUAUAGACGAGAAGAACUGGUCCAAAGAGGAAGUUUUCACAAAGACGGAAUUACUAAACUAAUGUAAACAUUUUCUUUUUACAUCUCCUAAACUUUGUGUUCAUUGUGUUUCGCCCACUUCAACUUCAGGAUCUGGCCAGCACAGGACACUAUGAUGUCGUACAUGAGAACCCUGCUCGUGUUCGCCGUCCUGUGCGCUCCGACGUCCAGCAUCUGCUUCAGGCUAUACGAGAGCGAACUGAACUUUCUGUGUAACAACGACGUUCUCUCUGGAGCCAAGAAGAACGAGCUGCCGAACGACUCGCAAUCAGAUGAGCGAGGCUUCCUCUACCUGCCCGAAGACAAUCUCUCUUCCGUGGAAACCCGAGAGAAAAGGACGUUUCCCGCCUCCAGAUACAAGUACAUCACCCAGACGCAGCUGAGAGGGAAGAUGUUCCAGAACAGCGCUAAGAGCGAUCGACGGAGCAAGUUCACCCUCUCCCUCGACGUCCCCACCAACAUCAUGAACAUCCUCUUCAACAUUGCCAAAGCUAAGAAUCUGCGCGCCAAGGCGGCAGACAACGCGCGUUUGAUGGCACAGAUUGGGAAAAAAUAAUUUCAUCACUAUGAAAUUGUGCACAGUAUCUUUAUAUUAUUCUGUUAUUAGUUCAUAUAAAACUCACACGUGCAGCUGCCAGUCUUCAACUUCACUUGUUUAAAUUAAGCUUUACACACUAACUUUCAAUGCUUCAUAAGUAAGCAAUAGUAAAGUCCCCGCACCUGGCGAAAGCCCAGUGAUUGCUGUAAUAUGUUGUUGUUUCCAUUUGUUACUUCCUUUAUGAAGCGCAAUAGCGCUUAAAAGCAAACAAACACCCUUUUCCGCUGUGAUUUUGAAGUAAUAUAGCCUACAUUUGGCGGUAUCAAGCGUAUGCUCUUGAAUUUGAAGACAUCAUUUUUUGUUAUCUGCUUGAAGCUAUCAUCUUUGCCGGACAGUUACUUUUGCAACGAAUUCGAGUACAUAUCCGAGUUUGUAUUCAGUUUUUGUAUUCGGUAUUUUUGUUUGUGUAUAUGCACUUUUUGUUGAUUUAUCCAAAUGGGCUAAGCAUAUGAGGUUUGGCAGACUAGAAUUCUUCUAAUACAUGCAAUUUAGAUUGAAUAACCUCAUAAAUAUUGUAUGGAACCCACAUAUUAGAAAUACCUACUUAUAUUUUGUAUAUUUUGUUCUGAAUGAGCUUUAUGUAUGACCCCCUGUAUUGGGAAGAAAUAUAUAUUCAGAUGAAUAAAACAGGGUACAUUUUUAAGUUCCCCAGAUUCUGAAGGAUUAAGAAUACUGUGCUUGUAAGCAGAAUAGACUGAAUCUUUUAUGAAUUCCCAUAACCGUUAUCUCCAUUAACGAUGUAUGUUGGUCUACUGCAUGAUAUGCUGCAGAAUGUAAACUUUACAGUUGAGAAUCUUGUGACAUGUGAACAACUUUUAGAAACAGUUUUCUGUGUUUUACCCAGUCAGGUUGAGAAUUGGUGACAAAACAAACCCAUAAUAAAAGAAAAUUAUUACUUUCAUAAAUAAAGACGUUUUUCUUUUAACAAUUCUCUUAGUAUCAAAGAAUAUAGUUCUGCCUUUUCUGAGUCUUCACUAUAGCUCAUUCCCUGUUCUGUUAAUUUAUACAUUUAUACAUUUUUUGUUCAUUUUCAUCAAGGUUGCUAAUAUUCUGGACCUGACUGUACAGCUGUUUUCUAGGGGUUUGUAUCCAAAUAUAAUUGUGCACUUGGGAAAUAUGUAUUGAAAGCCCUGUACUGACAUUGUAACAUAUGAGUUAAUUGCAUACUUUGUAAAUAUCAACUUUGCUCUGUGUCUCUGUGGAAGAAAUCAGUAUUGCAUAUAUCAAAUACAUGCUACUGUGGUUAUCUCAACAAAUGUACUGCAAAAAUAUUUUUAUAUUCAAAGUCAUUAUUUUUUCUGUAAUAAAUUAACGCAGAUGAA